AUGCUUCAAGGGCCUUUUUCUCUGGCACCAAGGGAACCAAUCCCCUGUAGAGUGAUAACAGAUAGUGGGACGGCUACUUUUAGCAGACAAGCUUUUGGCCUAUUUAUUUCCGAUGCCCCAAAUCGCCUUGAUGCCCCAAAUCCAAAUGGAGAUGGUGAGGUGCCCUAUGUGAACACCUGGCUCUGGCCCUCCUUCACGCUGGUGGGCGCCUCCUCCCUCUUCUUCGGUGUCUACAUCGGAAAGAUCACGAACUCGCACGAGUGGAAGGAGAUCUUCUUGGAUUAUUGCCACCACAAGAGGACCUCUCACUCGCCAAAUCCUUUGGACAAGGCGGCCCGCUCUGUUAUGAGGCUCCUGCGCAUUGCGCCCAAGUGA
Messenger RNA from Effrenium voratum, 375 nucleotides. NCBI's taxonomy places the organism in Eukaryota, Dinophyceae, Suessiales, Symbiodiniaceae. The record is from the annotation of a GenBank genome assembly.